Molecule: messenger RNA, 1505 nt
Organism: Hordeum vulgare subsp. vulgare (domesticated barley)
Lineage: Eukaryota; Viridiplantae; Streptophyta; Magnoliopsida; Poales; Poaceae
Product: protein NDL1-like
Exons: 11
Coding region: 142-1188 (348 amino acids)
Source: RefSeq, a predicted model, not a curated record
UGGGAGGGAGAAGCAGCAGCGGCGGCAGCGGGGCAGUUUCGAGAGAGAAAGAGAGGGGGGCGGUGGGUGGGAGAAAGAGGUUGGGAAGCGGGGGAGGGCCAGUUCGUCUUUUUCGGCGGGGGCGGUUUGUCUGCAGCCGGGAUGGGCGACUCCGGCGGCUCCGUCGUGUCUAUUGACGUCGAGCGCAUCUCCUUCGGCGGGAAGGAACAUCAUAUACAAACAAAACAUGGACCUGUAUCUGUUGCGGUGUAUGGUGACCCUGAUAAGAAUGCCCUUAUUACUUAUCCAGAUGUUGCUUUGAACCAUAUGUCUUGCUUCCAAGGACUACUCUUCUGCCCGGAGGCUGCUUCACUGCUGCUCCAUAAUUUUUGCAUUUACCAUAUAAGCCCCCCUGGACAUGAGUUAGGAGCCACUCCGAUUUUACCAAACAGUCCUGUGGCAUCGGUUGAUGAGUUAGCGGAUCAGGUUGCAGAAGUACUUGAUUUCUUUGGAUUGGGUUCUGUUAUGUGCUUAGGUGUCAGUGCUGGUGCAUACAUUCUUGCUCUCUUCGCAACAAAGUAUAGGGAGCGUGUACUAGGUCUUAUCCUCGUUUCACCUCUAUGUAGAACUCCCUCAUGGACUGAAUGGUUUUAUAAUAAGGUUAUGUCGAAUUUGUUGUAUUAUUACGGGAUGUGUGAUGUGGUGAAAGACUGUUUGUUGCAGCGGUAUUUUGGCAAGAGAGUGCGAGGAGGCUCUGCUGUACCAGAAUCUGAUAUUAUGCAGGCAUGUAGAAGUUUCCUAGAUCAACGGCAAAGCAUGAAUAUAUGGCGGUUUAUCCAAACAAUCAAUCAGAGACAUGACUUGACAGAAAGCCUGAAACAGCUGAAGUGCAGAACUCUGAUAUUUGUUGGUGAGAACUCGCAGUUCCACACUGAAGCUGUUCACAUGACCGCAAAGCUUGAUAAGAGAUACAGUGCUCUCGUCGAGGUGCAGGCGUGUGGGUCUGUCGUGACGGAGGAGCAGCCGCAUGCGAUGCUGAUACCAAUGGAGUACUUCCUUAUGGGAUACGGCUUGUUCAGGCCGAGCCAUGUAAGCUCCAGCCCUCGCAGCCCUUUGAACCCAUUCUGUAUAUCGCCGGAGCUCCUCUCGCCUGAGAGCAUGGGCGUGAAGCUGAAGCCGAUCAAGACGCGGGCCAGUCUCAGAGCGUAGGUGCAUAUAUGGAAAAAGAAGAAAAGGUUGGAGGUGUGAGGAGCUUUAGGCUAACCCGGCGAUCGGCGAUACUGAUGGUAUGUCUGCCUUAAUUUUGGUGUUGAAAUGGGGCGAGAUGUUGUAACUGCGAUGUAGAUAUAGAGAAGAGUUUUAGGGUGAUGAGGUUGGUUGGUUGGUGGUGGGUUCUAUUCCAUUGAUUCGUGGUAGUAUUAAACAUUUGUAAAUGGUCACAGAUUGUUUGUCAAAGCAAAAGGAAUAAUGAUGAUGAUGAUAAUAAUAAAGGGAGGCUGAUGAGCUGCUGUCCGAUUAGGUGCGCA